Phalaenopsis equestris is the source of this 1828-nucleotide messenger RNA. RefSeq names its product L-gulonolactone oxidase 3. Gene Ontology annotation, cellular component: membrane. Bases 49 to 1794 code for a protein of 581 amino acids. The transcript has 3 exons. NCBI's taxonomy places the organism in Eukaryota, Viridiplantae, Streptophyta, Magnoliopsida, Asparagales, Orchidaceae. Gene Ontology annotation, molecular function: FAD binding; D-arabinono-1,4-lactone oxidase activity. The record is from RefSeq and is a predicted model, not a curated record.
AUUGUUUUAUCUAUUUAGCUCUUAAAAAAAUUCUGAAAUUCGUCCAAAAUGCCCACCCGGCUUCCCCUCCUCCCCUUCCUCCUUUUCCACCUCAUUUCUCCAUCCUUUACCCUUCCUCCGGCGCCGCCCAUCCAUUGCAACUCAACAGCAGGCCGCUGCACAAUCUCCAAUGCCUUUGGGCCGUGGAACGAUCGCCAUCCCUGUCUCGUCCCCUCCGUCGUUUACCCUUCCACAGAAGAAGAACUACUCGCCACUGUGGCCUCCGCCCGCCGCCUCAACCUCAAGGUCAAGGUCGUUAGUGGCUUCUCCCACACAAUUCCUAAACUCGUCUGCCCGCCGCCCACAGGCUCUCUGCUCAUCAGCACCGCUAGGUACAACUCAGGCGUGGCAAUCGAUCCGGCACGGCGCACGGUGACAGUCGAUGCUGGCACGGGGUUGCGGGAUAUCGUCGACGCGGUGGAGGAGGCGGGAUUUAGCCUUCUGGCGGCGCCGUACUGGGAGGGAGUCAGUAUUGCGGGUCUGAUUAGCACGGGAUCGCAUGGGAGCUCGUGGUGGGGGAAGGGCGGGGCGGUUCAUGAGCAUGUCGUGGCGAUGCGCUUAGUCGUGCCGGCAGAGGCGGAUGAGGGGUUCGCCAAGGUGGUGGAGAUUGAUGGGAGUACGCCGGAGCUCCUUAAUGCAGCUAGGGUGUCCAUUGGGCUCCUCGGAGUGAUUUCUAAGGUCACUCUCUCGCUAGAGCCUAAAUUUAAGAGAAGCAUAACAUAUGACUACUUAACGGAUGAGAAGCUUCUGGAUGAGUUUGAAGAGAUGACGAAGCAGCAUGAGUUCUUUGACAUCGACUGGUAUCCUUCGCAGGGGCUGGCCGUAUACAGACUCGACGACAGAGCUCCCUGGAACUCCUCCGGCGACGGCGUCAAUGACUUCAUUGGUUUUCAGGCAAACCCCUCCCUCACGUCCAUGGCUGUGAGGGCUACAGAGAAAGCUCUCGAGGAAUCAAAGAGCGUGAAGGGCAAAUGCGCCAUGGCCGCCACCGUGCUUGCCGCUAAGAAACUAGCCGCCAUCGGUCUAAAGAACAACAACUUCAUCUUUACCGGCUAUCCCGUCAUCGGUAGCCAGAGCAAAAUGCAAACUUCCGGCUCCUGCCUCCAUUCCUCAUCAUCAAACCCACUGGCCAUGUGCUCAUGGGAUCCCAGAAUCAAGGGCCUUUUUUUCUACGAAACAACCGCCAUUUUUCCCGCAUCAAACUUCAGAAACUUCGUCCUCGAUGUCAAAAAACUGAGAGACCUCAACCCACAAAACUUCUGCGGCGUUGAUAUCUACAAUGGCUUCCUGAUCAGAUUCAUCAAAGCUUCAUCUGCGUAUCUUGGCCAGGCUGAGGACUCUGUUGUCGUCGAUUUCAACUAUUACAGAGCAGACGAAGCUUUGACUCCAAGGCUGAACCAAGAUGUGUGGGAAGAAGUGGAGCAGAUGGCUUUUUUCAAGCAUGGCGCUAGGCCGCAUUGGGGGAAGAAUAGAAAAGUUGCUUUCUUUGGUGUGCAGGAGAAGUAUCCCGAUCAAAUGAGAAAGUUUAAUGCGGUGAAGCAGAUGUUGGAUCCUACAGGCAUGUUUAGUAGUGAGUGGUCGGAUGAAGUACUUUUGGGGAUGAGAGCUGGAAAGACUGAUGGUUGUGCUUUAGAAGGGUUGUGUAUAUGUUCGAAAGAUAUGCACUGCAGUCCGAGCAAUGGGUAUUUUUGCAAAUCUGGGCUUGUUUAUGGAGAGGCUAAGGUGUGCAGGUUUCUGAAUUCAUCUAUGCCAUGAUCGUUCUCAUUGUUUCAAAAUUGAUGAGAUGAGU